UUGAGACGGCGCUCUACGUGUACUGAGUCUGCAAAUAUACUGAGAACCAGUAAUAACACCAAGCACAAAACCGAGAAUAUCAAGAAUACCAUAAGCAUAGCAAAUUUGACGCAUUCAUCAAGCAAACCAAGCAAGCAUUCACCAAGCAAACCAAGCAAGCAAUCACCAAGCAAACCAAGCAAGCAUUCACCAAGCAAACCAAGCAAGCAUUCACCAAGCACACCAAGCCAACACUCUCCAAGCACCCCAAGCAUAAGCAUUCAUCAAGCACAUCAAGCAGAAGGAUUUCACAAGCAAAGCACAAGCAUAUCAAGCAAGCGUAUCAAGAAAGAUAGUCAAGAGCGAAAGACGCCCGACUAUAUUAAUCGAAGAUUGAAUAAUUUAGAAGGGUAUUGGCAGGAAUUCCUGAAUAAUCAUGUUGAACUGUGCGCUUUUCCAGACAAGUCCCAUGCUUAUUUUACUAACAAUACGUAUGAAAAAACCAAGGCAAAUUAUGAGAAUAUAACAGCUACAAUAAAAGCGUACUUACCGAAGUCGGAACAUCAACCAAAACCUUCAACGCCCUUGAUAAAACCCACAACUCCGAUGGGUGCACCCUCAACUUCGGGAGCUCAACAUUCAUUUAGAACGGAGUCCCAGGGAACCAACAGCAAGACAGAUGAAUUAUUCAAGAAGCAAUCAAGCAACUUCAGAGCAUUUAAAAGGACAGUUUCUAACAUAAGUCUUGACGAUGUGACGGAGAAAUGGGAGCUGGAAGAUCUCCUCCGCUCUUUGCAGUUGCGAUGGUCAGCUAUCGACAGUCUGCACUGGGACAUCGACAGUGAAGUUCAAGGAGCCAACCAAGAAUGUGAGAGCACUUUUUCAUAUUAUGAACAACUAUAUAAUUCCACCAAACGAUCCAUCAACAGCAAGCUGUGGUCAGUGUCCCAUCGGGAAAAAUCAACCCCCCAGAUGGACAUACCUGUUUUUGUAGGAAAUUAUCAUCAGUGGACGUCAUUCAAGGACCUGUUCACUGAAACUAUCCAUAAUAACCCAUCAUUAUCAAACGCACAGAAAAUGCAAUUUCUUAAAGUUAAGGUGCAAGGCGAAGCAGCAAGGCUUUUGCAGCAUCUUCCGAUCAGCACUGAAAAGUAUAAUAUCUGCUGGGAAAUUCUUAACCACAGAUACAACAACAAGAAACUCAUUUUUACUUCGCACAUCAACAGCUUAUUGAAUAUUCCUGUCAUACAACAACAUCAAGCUAUCAACCAGAUCAAGCGACUUCAUGACACCACUCUGGAGACACUCAACGCUGUGAAAAACUUAGGUGUUGAUAUCAGUACGUGGAAUCCAUUGCUGGUGCACUUACUGUCACAAAAAUUGGACAAUGAAACAUUCAAUGAUUACAAUGAAUCCCUAGAACAACCACGUGAGUUACCGACGCUCAAAGAUUUUUUGGCAUUCCUGGAAGGAAAAUUUACUACGUUGGAAACAUCCCGUAGAAAACAAGAACCAACCACGCAAAAACCAUCAUCAAGUCAGGUCCCGGUGAAGCAUAAUAAAUCAAGAUACCAAGUAUUUUCCAACUACAAUGUUACAGAACCAACAAAUGCAAAAACAAGUAAUCAGUUUACAAUCACGUGCCCGCUCUGUAACAAUGGCCAUGGAAUAUAUUUUUGCCAAAAACUUAUAGCAAUGACGCCGCAGCAGAGACGCAGUACCAUAUCAAGAUUACGGCUGUGCUCAAACUGCCUAAACCAUCACCAAGGAAAGUGUAUUUCUAAGAAUCGCUGCCGCGAAUGCCAAGGUCAGCACAACACAAUAUUGCACGAAGCAUUCGUAACAUCUAAAAACAUGAAACAACCUAGCACAUCAAGAACGCAGCGCGACGUGCCAGAGAUACUGCUCGCUACAGCUAUUGUUCAAGUUCAAGCUAACAAUGGCUCUUACUACAAGCUCCGAGCACUCCUGGACCAAGGAUCCCAGACCUCAAUUAUCACGGAGAAAGCAGCUCAACUUCUAUCACUACCUAGAAGUCAGUGUAGCAUAAAGGAAAACAAUUGUAAAGGCGUGAUUAAGUUAACAAUCAAGUCCAAUAAUAGCGACUUCACACUUAAUACCGAAGCUCUCAUAAUGAAAACUCUGAUCAAUACUUUACCAAACUACACCUUGGACAAGCCGUCAUGGUCAUUCCUAGAAAAUAUACAGUUAGCAGAUCCAGAAUUCUACAAAAGUCGGCGUGUAGAUAUACUUCUGGGAGCAGAAGUAUACUCAAACAUCAUCUUAGACGGAAUUUGCAGAGAAAACAAACAACAAACGCGAUUUGGUUGGAUAUUAAGUGGAAGCGCUAAUCAGGUUACUUUACAGUGCAAUGUUUUUCUGAAUAAUAUACAAAACAUCCAACAGUUUUGGGAGAUCGAGGACAUUACUCAAGAGUCUACUCUCACAUCAGAAGAUCAAGCAUGCAUUGAUUUGUAUAAAUCAACAACCACAAGACGCGAGGAUGGAAGAUACCAAGUGAAACUUCCCCUUAAGUCAAACAUUGAACAAUACUUGGGCACAUCGAAACAAAAAGCAAUUGCGCAAUUCAAACAAUUGGAACGACGAUUCACAAAACAAAAUAAUACCGCAGAACAUUAUAAAUUAUUUAUUCAAGAAUACUUAUCAUUGGGUCAUAUGAAACCGGCUACCGGUAACAAGAAACCGGACUUUUAUAUGCCGCACCAUUGUGUCGAGCACCCGGAGUCAACAACUACAAAAAUCAGGGUUGUAUUCAAUGCCUCGGCAAAAACUUCGACAGGGUUGAGCCUUAAUGAUCUUAUGCACAGGGGCCCAAAUCUACAACAAGAUCUCCAAAAAUUAAUUUUGGAGUGGCGUCAAUACAAAUUUGCAUACACAGCUGAUAUAGAAAAAAAGUUUCGCCAAAUUUGGCUGAAAGAAGGACACCAACAAUACCAAAAAAUAAUAUGGCGAGAUGACCCAGAAGAACCAUUGCAGGAAUACCAACUCACUACAGUCACAUAUGGCACCAAGACCGCGCCAUAUUUGGCAAUGAUGACACUGAAGCAGUUGGCAGAUGAUAAAGAAAAAUACUACACCAAGACUCAAGCAGCUUCAGUUUUACGGAAUAGCCUGUAUAUGGAUGAUGUAAUCCAUGGCUGUCAUUGCGCUGACCUUGGAAAAAGGUUGAAGGACGACCUCAUCAAGCUAUUAAAAGCAGGUGGCUUUAAUCUCAGGAAGUGGUCAUCCAAUAUUCCAGAAUUAUGUGAAAAUAAGAUUCCUUCACUUUCCAACCCAAAAUUGAAGCUCGUCAGACAAGCGACACCAAGAGAAGCUUAUUAUCUGACAUAUCAACCCUUUGGGACCCUCUGGGCUGGAUUUCACCAUUGA
Molecule: messenger RNA, 3369 nt
Organism: Parnassius apollo (apollo)
Lineage: Eukaryota; Metazoa; Arthropoda; Insecta; Lepidoptera; Papilionidae
Source: the annotation of a GenBank genome assembly